Molecule: messenger RNA, 2080 nt
Organism: Ipomoea triloba (trilobed morning glory)
Lineage: Eukaryota; Viridiplantae; Streptophyta; Magnoliopsida; Solanales; Convolvulaceae
Product: benzyl alcohol O-benzoyltransferase-like
Exons: 3
Coding region: 43-1140 (365 amino acids)
Source: RefSeq, a predicted model, not a curated record
UUUAAUUAAGCAUUUCCUUUGCGACCGAAGGAAUUGCACGCAAUGGCGCCACCACGGGUAUUCUGCGUGAGAAGAAGCAAACCGCAACUGAUUUUGCCAGAAACCGAAAUGUCACGCGACGUGAAACAGGUGUCGGACAUCGACGACCAAGGCAGCCUGCGAGUUCAAGUAGCGGUGUUAAUGGUGUACAAGAACAACCAGGAAAUGGGAUGGCUUGAUCCAGUUGAGGUAAUCAAAAUUGGGUUGGGGAAAGCACUUGUUUUGUACCACCCUUUGGCUGGGAGGGUUAUUGAAGGGCAGAAUAAGAAGCUUGUGGUUAUGUGUUUUGAUGACAAAGGGGUGUGGUUUGUACCUGCCAAAGCAAAUGUUGGGCUUGAGGAGUUGGGUGUUGAGUCCUUGCAGCCUCCAUGCCCUCACUUGAAUAAGCUUCUCCAACAUGUGCCUGGCUCCGAUGGGAUCACAGAUUGCCCUAUUCUACAUAUUCAGGUAACUCGUUUCACUUGCGGUGGUUUUGUAUUGGCCAUUCGGUUCAACCACACCAUGAUUGAUUCCCAAGGCUUAGUUCAGUUUCUAAACGCCGUCUACGAAUUGGGGCACGGCGGCGCCACCGCACCCUCCAUUUUACCCGUCUGGGAAAGAGACAUCUUAAACGCCAGGCCAACCCCACGCAUCUCUUGCACACACACAGAGUUCGAGGAGUCCGACGAAUCCAAGACCGCAGUGUUCCAUGGGAAAUCCGUCGACGUGGAAAAGCUGCUAAAGAAUCUCCGGUGGAUCUUCGGCGAGAAGCUCCUGUUUGACAUGUUCAUGAUCAAACGCUCCUUCACUUUCGGCUCCAGAGAGCUGCAGGCGAUCAAGGAUCAGUGCCCGGAAAACUGCACCACCUUCGAGGCGCUCACCGCGUGUUUGUGGAAAUGCCGCACCGCCGCUCUCCGCCCGCACCCCAACGCCACGAUGCGGUUAACGUUUGUCGUCAACGUACGAGAGAGAUUGCAGGGCGGCAUCUACCGGUUGGAUCCCGGGUACUACGACAACGCGUUUGUGUCGGUGGCGGCGGUCACCACGGCGGAGCUGCUGUGCACGAGGCCGGUGGGAUACGCGGCGGAGCUGAUUAGGGAGGCGAAGAAUAGUGUGAACUAGGAUUAUAUCAAGUCCGUGGCGGAUCUUAUGGUGCUUAAAGGCAGGCCGAAGUGGUCGAUUCUUAGGAACUUCUUGAUUGCGGACAACACACGAUUGGGACUUGACGAGGUUGAUUUUGGGUGGGGAAGGCCGAUGUUUGGUGGGGUGGUGUCGGUCAGUUAUGGUGUUGGCUAUUUGGUGCCUCAUAGAAGGAUGGAAGACAGAAUGGGUGUGCUGGUAGCACUAGCUUUACCUCCUAUAGUUAUGGGGAAAUUCCAAAAUGAGAUUAGGGAGAUGAUUGGAGACUGGAGAGCAUAAAUAAAUGCAAGAGUUACACCCAUUUGGACAAUUUAUUGAAUGCUAGAUUGAGUUAGAUUGUUUAAAUUUAGUUAGUGCCUUGUCGGGUAAUUGGAUGUGUCUUUCUUAUGUUGGUUCUAUUGUUAGUGAUUCCGUGCUAUUGUGAACACUUAAAGGUGCAUGUCAUGUUGUUCACAUUAGUCGGUCAGUGAACCAACUUGCUCACGCUCUUUCUAAAGCAGUUGGAUCUCAUGUUGGUCGCCCUUGCUCGUGGGAGGUUGAACCUCUAACUUUUGUUCAUACUUUCUUGAGUUAAUGCAGUUGUUUUGGUGUUUGCUUUCAAAAAAAUAUCGGAAAGUCGGAUGCCACAAGACUAUUACGGAUUAAUUAUAUUUGUUUGUGGUAAGGGGCCAGAUAUAAAGCAGAUUUUAAUCGCUUGUUAGAAGCUCAAAGCUCGUGGGCUAGCUCCCUCGUUCCUAACGAAAUUUUAUCCGGUUUCCUUGCCAAAAAACCUUGCUUUUCGGAGGAUCCAGGGGUCGAAAGGCGGGCUGCGGCUUAUUAAUUUAGGACUGCACAAAUAGACUUUUAUAAGCUUAUUUGUUGUUGAUUUAUCUGAGCUCUUGGAUCCUACGGUAUGGAUUGUUUUCCAACAAUCUAAGUGGAA